This is a messenger RNA of Propithecus coquereli (Coquerel's sifaka), 1171 nucleotides long. It is a transcript of the gene TECR, whose product is annotated as trans-2,3-enoyl-CoA reductase. NCBI's taxonomy places the organism in Eukaryota, Metazoa, Chordata, Mammalia, Primates, Indriidae. Gene Ontology annotation, molecular function: oxidoreductase activity, acting on the CH-CH group of donors. Gene Ontology annotation, biological process: very long-chain fatty acid biosynthetic process. The record is from RefSeq and is a predicted model, not a curated record. Bases 134 to 1060 code for a protein of 308 amino acids. The transcript has 13 exons.
CGACAGGGAGGGGCGGGGCGGACGCGGAUCCGCGGUUAGUCUGGCGCAGCGGUCGCGAGCGCGUUAGGCGACCUGUCCUGUGUCGCGCGCAGGUAGGCAGCAGCAGUAGCGGUAUCCGCCCUGUGAGGAAGCCAUGAAGCAGUAUGAGGUGGAGAUUCUGGAUGCAAAGACGAGGGAGAAGCUGUGUUUCCUAGACAAGGUGGAGCCCCAGGCCACCAUUGCGGAGAUCAAGAACCUCUUCACCAAGUCCCAUCCGCAGUGGUACCCUGCCCGCCAGUCCCUCCGCCUGGACCCCAAGGGCAAGUCCCUGAAGGACGAGGAUGUUCUGCAGAAGCUGCCCGUGGGCACCACGGCCACAUUCUACUUCCGGGACCUGGGGGCCCAGAUCAGCUGGGUCACGGUCUUCCUGACAGAGUACGCGGGGCCCCUUUUCAUCUACCUGCUCUUCUACUUCCGGGUGCCCUUCAUCUACGGCCACAAAUACGACUUCACGUCCAGUCGGCACACGGUGGUGCACCUCGCCUGCAUCUGCCACUCAUUCCACUACGUCAAGCGCCUGCUGGAGACGCUCUUCGUGCACCGCUUCUCGCACGGCACCAUGCCUCUGCGCAACAUCUUCAAGAACUGCACCUACUACUGGGGCUUCGCCGCGUGGAUGGCCUAUUACAUCAACCACCCACUCUACACGCCCCCCUCCUACGGAGCCCAGCAGGUUAAACUGGCACUGGCUAUCUUUGUGAUCUGCCAGCUGGGCAACUUCUCCAUCCACAUGGCCCUGCGGGAUCUGCGGCCAGCUGGGUCCAAGACCCGGAAGAUCCCGUACCCCACCAAGAACCCCUUCACGUGGCUCUUCCUGCUGGUGUCCUGCCCCAACUACACCUACGAGGUGGGGUCCUGGAUCGGCUUUGCCAUCAUGACACAGUGUCUCCCAGUGGCGCUUUUCUCCCUGGUGGGCUUCACCCAGAUGACCAUCUGGGCCAAGGGCAAGCACCGCAGCUACCUGAAGGAGUUCCGUGACUACCCACCCCUGCGCAUGCCCAUCAUCCCCUUCCUGCUCUGAGCCGCUCAGCCAAAGCCCGGCUGUCGCCCCCCAUCCCAGUGUCAUUCUGGGGGAGGACAGGGGGCCACAGCUCUCCAGCACCUGGAAUAAAACCUGCCUGUCCCUGUCGGA